Molecule: messenger RNA, 186 nt
Organism: Beauveria bassiana ARSEF 2860
Lineage: Eukaryota; Fungi; Ascomycota; Sordariomycetes; Hypocreales; Cordycipitaceae
Exons: 3
Coding region: 1-186 (61 amino acids)
Source: RefSeq, a predicted model, not a curated record
AUGAAGCGAUGGCGAGAUCAGUAUGCAUUCAAGCUCCGUGAUGUCAUAAUUUGUGCAGAGCAAUCAUUCUACUCUCUGCGUGUAGGAUUGUGGCUUGAAUACCGGUACUACAUCAAAGCCAUGUACAUGAUACAGUCCCCCAUAUGCCCGAACGCCGCGCGCCUUGUGAAAGAAAGGAGCCAUUAA